This is a messenger RNA of Aspergillus uvarum CBS 121591, 2225 nucleotides long. RefSeq names its product putative alpha-L-rhamnosidase A. Gene Ontology annotation, biological process: carbohydrate metabolic process. The transcript is spliced from 2 exons. Lineage: Eukaryota; Fungi; Ascomycota; Eurotiomycetes; Eurotiales; Aspergillaceae. The coding region runs from base 1 to 1983 and encodes 660 amino acids. The record is from RefSeq and is a predicted model, not a curated record.
AUGUUAUGGUCAUCUUGGAUCUUGACUCCGGCCUUGCUGGCCAUUGGUUCGCACGCCAUUCCUUUUGAAGAAUAUAUUCUUGCCCCACAUUCAAGAACGCUGAAUCCUUCUUUGGUGUAUCAAGUCAACGGCACUGUGGACAAUCCUGAAGCUCUCGUCGGUCUUACAGCUGAUCAAACAACUCUCCAUGGCAAGUCGUCCGUGACUUAUGAUUUUGGACGCAAUAUAGCUGGUAUAGUGUCUCUGGAUGUCACCUCGGUCUCUGCUAGAGCAGCUCAACUUGGAGUUACUUUCACAGAGUCGAGCCUGUGGAUCAGCAGCGAGGCGUGCGAUGCUACCAGCGAUGCUGGUCUUGAUUCGCCUCUCUGGUUCUCAGUGGGCCAUGGACCAGGAACUUACAGUGCGGACAAGAAGCACCUUCGGGGUGCGUUCCGAUACCUUACACUUGUGAAUAAUUCUACCGCCAUUAUAUCCCUUGAUGGUCUCAGCAUCAACUACACCGCGGCUCCUACUCAAGAUCUUCGCGGCUACAAAGGCUACUUCCACAGCAGCGAUGAGCUUAUUAAUCGGAUCUGGUAUGCAGGUGCUUAUACCUUGCAGCUCUGCACGAUUGAUCCCACCACCGGAGACUCCUUGAUUUGGUUGGGCGUGAUAUCUUCUUCCGAUAAUAUUACUUUGCCUCAAACCGACUCCUGGUGGAAUAACUACACAAUCACCAACGGCAGUACUACUCUCGUUGAUGGAGCGAAGCGUGAUCGCUUGGUCUGGCCGGGCGAUAUGUCAAUUGCUAUAGGAAGCGCGGCAGUCAGCACUGCGGAUCUGGAAAGUGUUCGCACAGCCUUGGAGUCUUUGUUUGUGCUUCAAAAGGCCAAUGGUCAACUCCCUUAUGCAGGCAGGCCAUUCUUGGAUAUUGUGAGCUUCACGUACCACCUCCACAGUCUGAUCGGCGCGUCGUCUUAUUAUCAAUAUACUGGAGACCGAAGCUGGAUCACUCGUUACUGGGGACAAUACAAGAAAGGCCUACAAUGGGCAUUGUCGAGCCUGGACGAUUCGGGUCUUGCCAAUAUCACAGCCAGUGCCGACUGGCUACGAUUCGGUAUGGGAGGACAUAACAUCGAAGCCAAUGCGAUCCUUUAUUACGUCCUCAAUGACGCCAUCUCUCUGGCAAGCUUUCUCAAUGAUCGCACCAACGUGGGCAAUUGGAGCACAGCCGCAUCGAGGAUCAAAGCGGCUGCCAACGCCCGUCUCUGGGAUGCACAGAAUAGCUUGUACAAAGACAACGAGACUACGACACUUCACCCGCAAGACGGCAAUGCUUGGGCCAUCAAAGCGAAUCUAACACUUUCUUCUAAUCAAUCUGAGGCUAUCUCUUCUGCUCUAGCGGCACGGUGGGGGCCUUAUGGAGCACCCGCACCUGAAGCCGGGUCAACAGUCUCUCCCUUUAUCGGCGGGUUUGAACUGCAAGCGCACUACUUAGCCAACGAACCAGAUCGAGCACUAGAACUUCUGCGCCUUCAGUGGGGCUUUAUGCUUGAUGACCCACGCAUGACAAACUCCACUUUUAUUGAAGGUUACUCAACUGAUGGAUCACUGGUCUAUGCUCCUUAUCGAAACACACCGCGAGUGUCCCAUGCCCACGGAUGGUCUACGGGUCCCACCUCCGCUCUCACAUAUUACACGGCGGGACUGCGUCUGACAGGUCCCGCUGGCUCGACCUGGUUGUUCAAGCCUCAACCUGGUAAUCUCACCGAGGUUCAAGCCGGGUUUGAAACACGCCUGGGACUAUUCGCAACUCAAUUUCAGAAAUCUGCAGCCGGGACGUUUCAGCAGUUGACAUUAACUGCACCUAAUGGUACUUCAGGGUCUGUGGAGAUUGAGGGCGCUACUGGACAGUUGAUAUCUAGCCGUGGGCAAGCUGUGAAGUUAGUCAAUGGCAAGGCUCGAGGUCUACAAGGGGGUACUUGGAUCUUGAAGGGAAUAUAGAUCUUCCAUUCUAGAUCUGAGAGACGAGACAUUUUGGGAUGUCUGCCAGCGAAAAGGGUGUCUCGUCAUUCUAUACUCAAAAUAUUAGCAACUUGCGUCACAUAGCAUCAUGCAAUCUGCCUGGACAUAAUUUCAUGUCUAGGCUUCAAUUACCUCACAGCUGAAUUGAAAUUCAGUCGAUGUAACACGGUGUCCGACAAUAUAGUCCAACCGUCUUUACCGACGACAUGUGACUCAGAGCG